This is a messenger RNA of Branchiostoma belcheri (Belcher's lancelet), 4396 nucleotides long. RefSeq names its product receptor-type tyrosine-protein phosphatase U-like. Gene Ontology annotation, molecular function: protein binding; protein tyrosine phosphatase activity. The record is from RefSeq and is a predicted model, not a curated record. Bases 1 to 3903 code for a protein of 1300 amino acids. The transcript is spliced from 27 exons. NCBI's taxonomy places the organism in Eukaryota, Metazoa, Chordata, Leptocardii, Amphioxiformes, Branchiostomatidae. Gene Ontology annotation, biological process: protein dephosphorylation.
AUGGCGGCCUGUGCAGAAUACUUCCUUGUCGCGGUACUAGUUAGUACGGCCGUAUUCUACACAGGUGGAGUAGACGUGGCGCUCUUGAACCAGUACCCGCUGAUCCCGCACCUAGAGGCAGGAACCAACGCCGAGGUGGACGGGGAAACUUUCUUCAUCUGCAUAACUGACGGAACUGUCGUUGGGCAGAAUAUACAGACCAACUAUUUCUUCAAGGUCGACUAUUCACCAGGCGGGACUAGUUUUACACCACAAAGGGGAACUACAUGGGAAUCUGGCAUAUGGAAGGUCACAACAAGAGUUUAUCCACCAUCUUCCGUCACCAAUAGCUACAGAGAGGACAUUAUCGGGGUUUUCUCCUGCAGUGGAACUAAAGACGGCGUCACCAGCAAGGUGUCUACUGUCAAAAUUCUUAACACAGCUUGUCCAUCUAACAGUACCGGUCCUGGUUGUUCCACUCCGUGUUUGUGCUACCACGGAGGCUGGUGUGACGACACCGGGGACUGCAUCUGUCCGCCGGGGUUUACUGGGGACAACUGUGAAUUAGCCUGUUCCCAGUCCUCCCAGUACGGCCAGUCGUGCCAGUGGUCCUGUAAUGACGGCGGCAGGACCUGUCAGAAGUCCCUCAUCUGUCUGCCGGAUCCUUACGGCUGUGAGUGCGCCAACGGAUACAAGGGAUUCGACUGUGAUACAGUCUGCGAUACAAACGAAUACGGUCCAGGAUGUUCCAAACAGUGUAACUGUGCGAACGGAGGGACCUGUGACGUCAACAAGGGAUGUCUGUGUACGGGGGACUGGAGAGGACCAACAUGUCAGGAGAAGAAAUUUCGCAUCGCCUUAGACCCUUCCUCAGUCCACAUCUCUGAUGUACGCGAGACCACAGCUAACGUGACCUGCAGCUGCCAUCCAUGGACAACAGACGACUGUCAGGCGGUGGUAGCAAGUGUUCCUGGGAACGAGGUCGCUCUGACGUCACAGUAUGCAUGGGAUGGUCGGCAGGCUGUGUGGACAUUAACCCCACCUGAGCGGCUUGGCCAGUUGCAGCUUGAAUGUUCGGUCACAUACAACGGUCAGGACUACACCUUUCCUGCGUUCAUAAACAUCACGGGAAUGGCACCGUCCAUUGUUUUAAAUCCUCGUGAUGUUGAGGUCAAUCUUAGACAGAGCGUGAUCGUAACAUGUGGAGCAAUUGGUGACCCGGAGCCAAGCAAAACUAACUUCAUCUUGACAAAGUCAGACAAUGGAGUUGUUCAUCAAGCUUCUAGUGCACUUUCGAACGCUACCGCUGUUUUCAGUACUUUUGUGUUCGAGGAGGCUUCCCGUGAUGUUGACGGCCAGUAUACAUGCAGCGUAACCACCAUAGCUGGGGUUGUCAACUCUCAACCUAUAACCAUUGCUGUGAAAGUUCCACCCUCUCCCAUGAACGGGCCAACCAGUGCCGAUGUUGGCCUUGACUUCAUCCUUGUAAACAUCAACAGCCUCCCACACGAUGGAGAUGGACCGCUUGAGAAAAUAACCUUGCGGUAUCAGCAGCUGCCCACGGGACAAUGGCAGGAGGUGGACGUUCCGCCUGGACAACAACAGUUUCAGCUGUCAGGCCUUCCACAGGACACAGAGUACAACAUCACAGUCGUGUUGACGAGACCAGGAACAGGGGGGACUGGAGGAGAAGGUCCUAGUAACAUCAUUCGGACAGCAGCACCAGUUGAUGGAGGCUGGUCAGAGUGGGGUGACUGGUCAUCCUGCAGUGUAUCCUGUGGAGAGGGAAACAUGACCAGAACCCGGACAUGUGACAACCCCAGCCCUGCAUAUGGAGGACGGGACUGUGAGGGAACAGCGAGUGAGACACAGACAUGUCCGGGUCUUUCCGCUUGUUCAACAGGUCCAUCUGUGGGUCUAAUUGCCGGCGCAGCAGGAGGAAGUGUUGCUGUUAUUCUUGUGUUGGUAGCAGUCGUCAUCUUUUUCUUCUGGCGCAGGCGUCAUGGAAAAGAAGGCUCCACCAGGACACCACCACCAAGUGUGCCAAUGUCACAGUUGCCCACUAGACAACCGAAGGAGGAAUCACGAGAAGACGCUGCUGUGGAGGAACAUAUCCAGGAUCCCGCAUAUGACGACGUGCCGGCUCCUGCCUCUCCCCCUCCCGUUCCGUACGGCCCUGUCCCGCUGGACCAGCUAGUAGAAUACGUCAAGAAACAACAUGCUAACUCUGACGCAGGAUUCAAGGCAGAGUACAAGGCUCUCCGUGACGGCCAGCUGCACCCCUGGGACGUGGCCAGACAGGUGUACAACAAGAAGAAGAACAGAUACGGAAACAUCGUCACAUAUGACCACUCCCGAGUUGUGAUCGGCUGUGACCCAUCAUCAGACUAUAUCAACGCAAGCUACAUCAAGGGAUAUAAGAAAGAGAGGAUGUACAUUGCAGCUCAAGGCCCCAACAAGGCCACCAUUGCAGACCUGUGGCGUAUGGCAUGGCAGGAGAAGUCUCCAUGUAUUGUCAUGGUUACCAACCUGAUGGAGAACAACAAGGUUAAAUGUGAGCGUUACUGGCCAGGCAACACCCAUACACAAGAGUAUGGUGACUUUGGUGUAACCUGUAUGAGGGAGGACAUCUACACGGACUUUACCAUGAGGAAAUUUCACCUGUUUCAGGCUUCGGAUAAUACAAACUUCCAUGAGAUCUACCAAUACCAGUUCACGGCCUGGCCUGACCAUGGGGUGCCGACCUACGCCUCGCCGCUCAUGGCCCUGCGCAACAAGGUGAAGGAACAUGUCACACCUGAGUCUGGACCCAUCAUCGUGCACUGCAGUGCCGGUGUUGGCCGUACGGGGACGUUCAUCAUGCUGGAUAUGAUGAUGGAGAUGUUCAAAGAAGAGGAGCUGGUGGACAUCUUCAACUCUGUUAACCAGCUGAGGGAACAACGGAUCAACAUGGUGCAGACCUCGGAGCAGUACAUCUUCAUCUAUGACGCCCUGCUCGAGGCCAUAGUGUGUGGAGACACGGCCGUGCCGUCUGAUCAGUUCAGGUUCAGGUUCCAGACUCUCAGGAAGAAACCUCGCACUGGGGAACCGUCCGAGCUCAUGAUUCAGUUUAUAGCACUUCGCUCCCUCACCCCGAUCAUCAACCCCAAGGAAUGCCGGGAUGGCCGCGCCCCUGAGAACAGGAACAAGAACCGCCACAUCAAUGAUCUCCCAUCUGACCGAGCGCGACCUUUCCUGAUGUCCCCUGGUGACGAGACCGGUACUAACUACAUCAACGCCGCCUUCAUCAAUGGCUACAAGCAGCGUGACGUGUACAUCGCUACCCAGGCCCCCCUCCCCAACACUGUCCUGGACAUGUGGCGCCUGGUGUAUGACUACAGGAUCUCCUCUGUCAUCAUGCUGAACGAUAUGGACGACCCGACGUGCCCACGUUACUGGCCUGGUCCUCACCAGCCAGAGCAGCACGGCAUGUUCCUCACCAGUCACGUGGAUGUGUCUGAGGACGGAAACCUCGUCAUCAGGACCCUCAAGCUGCAGAACACACUCAAGAGCACUGAAGCCGCCCGUACGGUGAAGAUCUUCCAGCUGACGGGCUGGCCACGUGACGAGAAGACCCCGCCCUCCCCGUGCCAGGCCGCCAUGAUAGCUCUGCUGAGUGAGGUGGAGAGGUGGCAGCAACAGACUGGGAACGAGCCUAUCGUCGUGCACUGCAUUGACGGUGUGGAGCGGAGCGGGGUGUUCUGUGCCCUGAGCGUGGCCUGUGAGCGGGUGAAGGUGGAGCAGGUCGUGGACAUCUUCCAGGCGGUCAAGACUGUCCGUGCCUGCCGCCCAACCAUGGUUAACGACGCGGCGUCGUACGAGUGCUGUCAUCACCUGGUGAUUGAGUACCUGAAGGGUUUUGACACCUACGCCAACUUUGUUUAGGCGGGCAUUCUGUGUCUCAACUAAAAGCAAAGCAUCCGGAAAAAGUUUGAGUUCUGCUAUUGUGCCAGCUUUUGAGCUUUCAUAGUUGUUGUAGGCUUUAUCAUGAUCAUGGGAUUAUACAAACAAAACAAAUCAGGUGCAAUGAAAAAGGUCUUAACUAUACGUCAAGUACAGUUGUCAAGAGACAUUUACUAUAAGUCAACAAAAUGUAACGAUGGACAGUUAUUAAAUCAUAACGAUGAUAGAUAUAAGUAUUGUUUUGACAGGAUGUACAUUUCAUGAAAAAAGUUCGAUUCAUAAAUUAUAAAUUAACUCAACCAAAUGUAACAAUGUGACAGUUACAAAAUCAUAAUAAUGAUAAAUGUAAUUAUUGUUUUGUAAAUAGCAUGUGCAAUCAAGUACCAGAUACCUUAAGGCUUUGCCAGUUGCAUUUUGUGGGUUCUGCUGAAAACAAAUACAAUAACGACAUUCUAUUCAUGCAUGGAUUAACGAA